Molecule: messenger RNA, 393 nt
Organism: Racocetra fulgida
Lineage: Eukaryota; Fungi; Glomeromycota; Glomeromycetes; Diversisporales; Gigasporaceae
Source: the annotation of a GenBank genome assembly
AUGGGUCACAAUAUUGAAUCAGGUGAGGAAAUACAAGAGGCGAUUAAAGACUUGGCAGGCACUCACGUUGCUAAUAUCAUGCCUAAUUGUGAAGGGUGGGCUCUUGCUGAAAAUGAAAAAAAUAAUCAGAGAGAGCCUUGGAAACGAAUAACAGAACAAAUCAGAAAUUUAUUAGAAAAUAUGUUUUACGCGGGGACAGCAGAUAGCAAAAACAAAUUCACAGGUCAAGAAAUGCAUGAUGAACUAUUGAAACAGGCUCAACAUGGUGAAUUUGAUCAAAGUGAUAUUUUAAAAGUAACUACUAUUAAUAACUGGAUUGCGACUUUUAGUUGUAAAUGGAAACAAGAUAUGGCAAGACGUUCUUUGAAGGUAUCUGAAACUUCUAAAUAUUGA